CGGCCGGGGCUGUGCUGCAGACCCGUGCAGGAGUCGGUGCGGCGUCUAGUUCAGCUGAGAAGCACGGACCGGACCGAUCUGCAUUUUAUCCUUUCUUCCAUCUGCUCCCAGUUGUCUUCAGCAUGGGGGAACAGAACCACUCUUCUGGGAAAGAGCUUCAGCAAAGGACGCGAGCAGAAGCUCCAGGAAAGAAAAGCUGGCACUCUCAGGCCUACACACUUGGGGCCAUUUCCAACUUUAUGUCAACUUUUCUGACCUUUCCUAUUUAUAAGGUUGUGUUCCGGCAACAGAUCCAUGCUGUGGCAGUGUCCGAGGCUGUGAGACAGCUUUGGCAUGAAGGCCCUCAAUACUUCUACCGGGGAAUUUACCCCCCUCUUCUCUCCAAGACAUUGCAAGGGACUCUACUGUUUGGGACCUAUGAUACCCUGCUGGGCUCUCUUUCCCCUGUCGGGCCACACUCCCUGGGACACCGCUGGGCAGCAGGGUUCAUGUCUGGUGUGGUGGAGGCAGUGGCACUCAGUCCUUUUGAAAGGGUGCAGAAUGUGCUCCAGGAUGGUCGCAAGCAAGCCCGCUUCCCUAGCACCUUCAGCAUCCUCAAGGAAUUCAACUCUUACGGGCCUUGGGGGCGGGUGUCGCGGGGCUACUAUCGGGGUUUCUGGCCUGUCCUCGUCAGGAACAGCCUGGGGAGUGCUCUGUACUUCUCCUUCAAGGAUCCCAUCCAGGAUGGCCUGGCAGCACAAGGCCUGCCCCAUUGGGUUCCUGCCUUGGUGUCUGGUGGCAUCAAUGGAACAGUCACCUGCCUAAUCCUGUAUCCUCUGAUUGUGCUGGUUGCCAAUAUGCAGUCCCAUAUUGGCUGGCACAGCAUGCCUAGCCUGUGGGCCUCUGCCCAGGAUGUGUGGGACACUAGGGGCCGAAAGGUGUUCCUGAUCUACCGUGGGGGCUCCCUGGUCAUCUUAAGGUCCAGUGUGACAUGGGGCCUCACGACUGCUAUCCAUGACUUCCUGCAAAGGAGGUCUCACUCCAGGAAAGAGCUGAAAGACUGAUCAGCUGCAGAAAGUGUGGCCAGGGCAUCUUUGUUGUUCUAAGCCCUCCCACAUUGGUUCUAUGUAGCUUACUUUUUUGGCUUGGUUACCUAAUACAGCCAUUCCAUCACAAUAAUACCCAUCAUUGCAUGGGUGAAGUUUCCAACUGUCAGCCUGGUGGGCUUAGACAAAACCCAACAAGUUUCCUUGGACCGAAAGAGAAACUCACCCCAGUCUAUCCACAGCUCCAGACCCAACAAGCCUUCAGAUAACUUAUAACCCAGAUGAAAUGUCAUUCCUUUAAGAAAUUCCUUGAAAAUAAGAGGUAACUUAUAAGGAUGACCUUAAUCAGGCACUGUGAGUACUGAGGCCUCUCCAGUUGUCCUCCAGGCUAAACUGAAUGGGGAACCAGGAACUCCAGUUUCAAAGAACUACCCUUGACUCUUCAGAUGAGGAUUCCAUAGAACUUCUCAGAUGGGACCAUUUCAAUGACAUUGUUCACUACCCCUACCACUACCACUCUCACUUUUCAUGGUCGUGGAUCCUAGUUUCAGAGCAAUGGCUGUGGCUGGAAAUCCCAAAUUGAACUUGCCUAGACUGAUCAGGUGUCACAAAAUCUGGUGGGACUGGAGAUGGGAGUGGAAAGAGGUGUGGUCCCUGGAUGGAAAGACUAAAGACCUUGAGGAAAGUGAUUUAAUUGCACGCAAAAGAGGAAAAAUCUCCUAUAGGUUGCUUGGUGUUAUCUGCUGGGACAUUUGUUAUAGGAGGGUGAUAACACUGCCUAGAAACCACUUGCUUUUCCCUGAUAAAUCUGGAAAUGAAGUGAUCAUAUCUCUUUGCAAAUAAUUGCAUAUUUUGUUGACUAGGUAAAUAUAGUUACCAUGAUACAGAUUACAGAUAAGAAAUCUUAGCGUAUCAUUCAAAACCAUUAAAAAAAAAUAGUUCCUAUAUAACUCAGCAUUUUACCGCACCAUUUCCACUUACACAAACCCCACCCACCAAGCCAAAUUGGAUUAUUGUUCUCCCCCUAAGCAUGCCAUGAAGUCUCCCAUGACCAUGCCUUGGCCCACACUAUUCACCCUGCCUACAGUGUCCCUCCUCCACAUGCCAGUCUGCCAAAAUCCAUCCAGGUCUUCAAGGCCCAGCUCAGAUGCCACGUCGUCUAUGGAACCUCUUGAUUCUCCCAGGUGAAUGUGAUAUUAGUUUCCUGUGAUGCCCCUCUCCAAUAAUACUUCUAACAUCUCUAUGGUACUGAUCCCAUGUGGUCCCGUAUUCUUUUUGGAAUUUUCGAAUACCUCCUACUAUUAGACUAUAAAACUCCUUGAAAGCAGGGACUCUUGUAUGUAUCUUUAAAUCCCUCCAUUGUGCCUAGGUGCUCAAUAAAUGUUGACUGAAUUAUUGAAUUGAGUAUUAAACUGUGAUAUGGUCUAUAUCCUCAGGGUGCUGUCCCUUGUACAUGAAGAUGAUGUUAUUGACACACUGUCAGUAAGUCCCAUGCCUUAGGGUAUGUUUUUUGUUUUCUUUUAGUAGUGGAUUUAGUUUUGUGCUGCUAAUGAUGAUGAUAAUAAUAAAUUACUUUCUUUCAAAUGGAACAUUUGAUGAGUUUGUGUUAUUGAUGGCAUGUUUGUGAUUAGCACCACUUCAGGAACUGGAAUUUCAUAAACAGAAUUACACUGUGUAACUAUGCUGUUUGUUUCAACUCUGGAAUUUUGAGGAGUUCCAAUAUGAUGUCUGUUGCGAUUUUCCUUAUAGAUGAUGAUGACCUCCGCUUGCACCUCCUUACCAAAGAAAUUUGUCAUUUAUAAUGACCUGAUUGUACAUCCUAGUAUUGAGAAUCCCUCAACUGAGUAGCACAGAUAUUAAAGACACAGCUAUUGGUGAUACGAGAUCAGAGAGCAUUUGCUAGCAAGGUCAACAGAAAAUGGCUGGGCCAGAACAGGUGCAGAUGAGUUCCCACAUCUGAUCCUUGUGCAGAAGUGGGUGGCUUGGGACAGUCCUACACUUGUAGAUUCAAUUUGGAGGAAUCCAGAGACUAAAACUGGAUUGGAGGUGGAACACAGAGUCUGCACAAGGAAAGGAAAAAUAGAACAGCAGCUAGUUCUAGUUCAAGGCUAAAUAUCAGAAGGAAGAAAAUAUUCAUUACAAAAACUCAUAGCUUAUGAUCUUGAUUUUUAUGCCAUAAAGAAGGGGCUAACCCAUCACUACUCCCCUCUUUUCUUCACUUUAACUUUUUAUUUAGAAAUAAUUUCAAACUUACAGAAAAGUUAGAAGCAUAAGAAAGGUACAAAGAACACCUGUAUACCAUUUGCCCAAAUUCACUUACUGUUAACAUUUUGUCCCAUUUGCUUUUGCUAUUUGCUGCUAACCGGAAAGUCUGUGGUUUGAACCGACUAGCCGCUCUGUGGGAGGAAGAGACAGCAGUCUGCUUCUGUAAAGAUUCGCAGCCUUAGAAACCUUGUGGGGCAGCUCUACUCUGUCCUACAGGGCUGCUAUGGGUUGGAAUUGACUUGACGGCAGCAGAUGUUGGGCUUGGCUUUGUCAUUUGAGUGUGCACUCUUUCUGUACACACGCACAAGAUGAUAUUUUUCCCUGAACUCUCUGAGAGCUGCAGACAUCAAAUUUUGAUAUUUCUCGAUUCAAUAUUUGUAGAUUCGAAUUCUUUAAAAAAGACUGUCUUGUCUCUGACAAUGUUACAAUUGUUACAGAAUAUUACAAAAUGAAAACUCAUGGCAUAUUUUAAAGCUAGAUUGGUGGCAGUUGUUUGACUUUACUAUAUUUGCCUUGUAAAAACUAAAUUAAUAUUAUGUAAGUUGGUACUUGAACCUAUGUAAUUAUCAACAUGGAUUUACAAGUAAAAUUUGUAAUAAUUGAAAUAAUUAUUUUUACGAAUUGGUACAACCCAGGCAAUAUUGUAAAAUUAUAUAGGCCUAUCCACUUUUUUUCCAUGAAAAUUUUCUGAGUAAAGUUUAAAAGUGCAGUGUAAUAGUUUCUAAUAAUCUUAAAUAUCAUUAUUAAUAUUUAGCUUUGUGAUG
Molecule: messenger RNA, 4054 nt
Organism: Loxodonta africana (African savanna elephant)
Lineage: Eukaryota; Metazoa; Chordata; Mammalia; Proboscidea; Elephantidae
Gene: SLC25A53
Product: solute carrier family 25 member 53
Exons: 2
Coding region: 123-1043 (306 amino acids)
Cellular component (GO): mitochondrion
Molecular function (GO): NAD transmembrane transporter activity
Source: RefSeq, a predicted model, not a curated record